CUGAUGCUUAGGCAUGUGCUAGCUCUCAUGUCAUACCCCCUUCUUUCUGGUCUUCCCUGGCCUUAUGGAAGCUUUUCCUCCCUUGCCUGAUGACAGCACUAUCAUGUGUUUGUCAUGUUAGUAAGGGCUCUGAGAAGCAUGGAUAAAGUGGAAGUGGCAGACCGAUCGUGUUGGUUGCCUUGGGGUUGGAGAAUGUGUGUAAGACAGGGUUUCUUUGUGUAGUUCUGGCUGUCCUAGACCUCACUGUGAAGACCAAGCUGGCCUUGAACUCAGAGAUCCAUAAACUUUUGCUUUUUGAGUGCUGGGAUUAAAGUAUAUUUAUCACUUUUAGAAGCCUAGCUGGUUUCUAAUUUUCAACUAAUUUUCCCACUAUGUCCCAGAUUGGGCACUACAUCACAUCUUUGGCAUCUCAUGACUGUCUCAUGAGAUGGUAAGCUGUUGGAAUUUUUUGUUUUGUUUGAGGCAGGGUCUUUAUAUUGCCCUGAUGCUUCUGGAACUCACUCUGUGGACCAGGCUAUUUUGAACUCACAGAGGUCCACCUGGCUCUGCCUCAAAAAUGCCAGGAUUGAAGGUGCGCAUCGCAAUUCCGGGCGGCCGCUGUAAACUUAAUAGAGGUUAGUGCUGGGCUUUCAGCUCGUUUGGUAGACUGCUUGCCUAGUAUUCUGGAAGUUGCUGGGUUUGAUCUCCAUCACCACAUAAAUGGGAUGUAGAAGCAAAAGGAUUAAGAGUUCAAAGCCAUCUUUGGCUGUGUAGCAAAUUCAAAGUUAGCCCUAGGUUACAGGAGAUGCUUUCCCAACAACAUAAAAACCUCACAAAAAACCUAAAAUAUGCUGGGUGUGGUGGUGCAGGCCUUUAAUCCCAGCACUCAGGAGGCAGAAGCAGGGGGAUCUCUUGAGUUGGAGGCCAGCCUGGUCUACAGUUUUGUUUUGUUUUUUUCUUUUCUUUUUUUUUUUUUCGGAGCUGGGGACCGAACCCAGGGUCUUGCGCUUGCUAGGCAAGCGUUCUACCACUGAGCUAAAUCCCCAACCCCUGGUCUACAGUUUUAGUACAGCCAGGGCUAUAGGGAGAGAAGUUGUCCUAAAGAACAAAACCUAAAAGACUCUGCUUUGGGUUAUGAAGAUUGGCUCUCUUCCCUCAGAGAGUUAUAGGAGCAGAAGUCCAGACAUUAUCCACAUCCAUAUCUUUUUGGGAGUUGAGGCCCAAGAGCCUCAUUCAUUUGCUCUUCAACUUCUGCUCAUUCUCCUGCUUCCUAAUAUGGUGGCAGGUGCUAAGACUAAGGAUGAGUAAUGUUGCUGGUCUCAGAGAACCUCUCAGGGUUAUCAGAACAGCGAGUAAGAAAGGCAGGGAUUGUAACCCAGUGACCAUUGUGAUGGUCUGCUGAGGACAAGCGAUAAGGAACUUAGAGAACCAAGGUGGAUCUAAGCCUGGCAGGACAAACCUGUAAUCAGAGUUACUCAGAAAGCUGAGGCUGGAAGAGUCAAAGUUCAAGGCCUGUAUGGGCUGAAGAUGAAGUUCAGACUAGACUACUUAGCAAGACCCUGUGUUAAAAGGGGGAAAUAGCUCUGGGGCAGGCAAAGUGUUCGCCAUGUGCUCGUAAGGGCCUAAGUUUAAUCUCUAGUUCUAAGAUAAAAGGGAGAGAACUAGAAGGACAUGGGGAGAGAGCAUCAGUCUUCUUGGCAAGGCCUAAGGAGAUGCUUCACUUGUGCUUAAUCUCAGAAGACUAUAGAAGUUGGUGGGAAUUGUGUGGAAGGUGUCAGACUUAAGCACAAGAAUGGAGAACAUGGUGUAUUGGGUAACCAGUGGGAAGGUCUGUGGGGCUACACAAGGGGAAUUUGUAUGAGGCAGAAACAGGAUAUGAGGCCUGAGCCAUGGAAAGCAGCUGCAUUGUUGUUUUUCAUCACUGAGAACCUUGCCUGAAGCAGGUCCACUAUGCCCUUAGUAACCAGGAACAUCGAGCCAAGGCACCUGUGCCGUCAGACGUUGCCUAGCGAUACAAGCGAGCUGGAAUGCAGGACCAACAUCACCCUGGCAAAUGUCAUCCGACAGCUGGGCAGCCUGAGUAAGUAUGCGGAGGACAUUUUCGGAGAGAUUUGUACUCAGGCAAGUGCCUUUGCCUCCCGAGUGAACUCCCUUGCUGAGCGGGUUGACCGGGUACAAGUUAAAGUCACUCAGCUGGAUCCCAAGGAAGAAGAAGUGUCACUGCAAGGAAUCAACACUCGUAAGGCCUUCAGAAGCUCUACCAUCCAAGACCAGAAGCUUUUUGACAGAAAUUCCCUUCCAGUACCAGUCUUGGAAACCUAUAACAGCUGUGACGCUCCUCCUCCUCUUAACAAUCUAAGUCCUUACAGGGACGACGGAAAAGAGGCGCUCAAAUUCUACACCAACCCUUCGUACUUCUUUGAUCUUUGGAAGGAGAAGAUGCUGCAGGACACCAAGGAUAUCAUGAAAGAGAAGAGAAAGCACAGGAAAGAAAAGAAAGAUAAUCCAAACAGAGGGAAUGUGAACCCACGUAAAAUCAAGACACGCAAGGAAGAGUGGGAGAAGAUGAAAAUGGGACAAGAAUUUGUGGAGUCCAAGGAGAAGCUGGGGCCUUCUGGAUACUCGCCCGCCUUGGUGUACCAGAAUGGCAACUUUGGCUCUGUUGAAAACGUGGAUGCGACAAGCUACCCACCACCGCCACAGUCGGACUCUGCCUCCUCACCUUCCCCUUCAUUCUCUGAUGACAACUUGCCUCCCCCACCAGCAGAAUUCAGCUACCCUGCAGACAACCAAAGAGGAUCUGUCUUGGCUGGACCCAAGAGAACCAGCAUGGUCAGCCCAAGCCAUCCACCCCCAGCUCCUCCUCUGAGCUCCCCGCCAGGUCCCAAACCUGGCUUUGCCCCUCCACCUGCCCCUCCACCUCCACCUCCAAUGAGCGUGCCGCCUCCACUGCCAUCUGUAGGAUUCGGGUCUCCUGGGACCCCUCCACCACCCUCGCCUCCCUCUUUCCCUCCCCACCCUGACUUUGCUGCUCCUCCACCACCUCCCCCUCCACCAGCAGCUGACUACCCAAUGCCACCACCUCCCUUGUCCCAACCAUCUGGAGGCGCUCCUCCGCCUCCCCCUCCCCCUCCCCCUCCAGGGCCCCCACCUCUUCCCUUGGGUGGUGCUGAUGGCCAGCCUGCAGCUCCACCACCACCUCCUGUUUCUGAUGCCGCCAAGCCCAAGUCUUCGUUGCCUGCUGUGAGUGAUGCUCGUAGUGACCUGCUUUCUGCCAUCCGCCAAGGCUUUCAACUGCGAAGGGUUGAAGAGCAGCGGGAGCAAGAGAAGCGUGAUGUGGUGGGCAAUGAUGUGGCCACCAUCCUGUCCCGGCGAAUUGCUGUUGAGUACAGCGACUCAGAAGACGACUCCUCUGAAUUUGAUGAAGAUGACUGGUCGGAUUAACUGCCUUUUGCCCACAUUCCUCCUUCUGCUCUCCCCACCCGCCUUCUCAGAUACAAACUGUAACAGUCUCAUGUGGGGAAGGAAGAAAGGACAAAGAACUGCAAGGGGCCAAAGCCUUCUCUGGAACAACCAAAGAUCUAUCCGAGUGCUUCCUUCAAACUACCAUACACUUCUUCCCUGUCCCCAGCUGUGGGCUCCUGAGGGCCGUGGCUGAGCUGAUCCCUCUCCCCCUCCAGUGACUGUUCUAUGUUAACAGGAAGGAAACCCCUACAGCAGAUCCCUUUGGUUGGGUUUCAGCUGGAGAUAGUGCCUUUCCCUGAUAACCAUUCUCACCCAUGGCCUUCUUGCAUCUAGCUACUUCAAAUAAUGCUGUCCACCUCCUGGUCUUACAGCAGUGGGCACAGUCUGUGUGGACACAGCUGGUCCCUUUUCUGUGCCCUGAAACUAUAAAGCAGGCCAAGUGCCCUGGCACGUGGACUGCCACCCCCUCCCCCACACCCCGCCCUCUGCAGCAGGUAGGGCCGCUUCACUUCAGCUCGGUCUGGACGCCUUUGUUCCAGAAGGCAUCAGGCCCCUAAGACUGUCUCACUCCUCUGCCCAGAAGUGAUAUCCUGCUGAAGGCUGAGGCUGCGGCCUUCCUCCCAUGCUCCCUCUUGGUGAGUGUGGUGUUUAGAUGUCCUGUGCAUGCCCCUGCUCACCCCAGGUGCCUUAAGACUGCACAGCCCAGUUUUAACCUCUCAUAUUCGUGACCAAACGACCCUGACGCACAGGGACCUGGGCCUCUGCCGACCGUCAGGAGCAAAACUUGAAGGUGGGGCACGGUAGGACUGGAAGAGAAUGGAGCACCUUGGGUCCUGCCUGCUCAGGAUGCCGAGGCCAGGAUGAGAAGUGACUCUCUCAAGGUCACACAGGUAGUGGUAGAACAAGAGCCCAGGCUUCCUGUUUCCAAGUCACCUGUGUUUCCUGGGACCAAAUACUGAGCACCUGCUGGAGUCUGGGCAGAGCAGCCUGGCCCUGUUCUACUCCAGGCCUCCCGAAUGCAGGGGUUGCAUUGGAGGGUUCACGGCCCGUGCCAAGCUCAGCAGAACAGUUUUAACACUCGGCCUCUCUGGUAACCGUUUAUUUCUCCUUCUGUCCCCAGCCAGUCGUGUGGCACGGGAGCUGUGCUGGGAAGCAGAGUGGAGAGGAGCUGUGGGGCAGCCAGCCUUGGCAGGUGCCUGUGCAGUUCACUGCAGCUCCCUCCCCCCUUUGUUUCCUCGAUUUAAGCAUAGACUGUGCCAGCUGCAGGAAGGAACUUCAGUCCCUCAGGCUGGCAGCCACAGCAGGUACCUGCCUGGGGGAGCCUGGCAGCCAUGGAGAAGGCUGAAAGGCAGAAAGACACAGGUCUUCUGCCUCUCUACCUCACUGUGCAUGGCGAUGCUGACCCCCCCUUACCUCCCUUCCCAGAACUAAUACACGGGUGCUAUUAGUCAGGAAAAAAACUGAGCAGCUCUGGCCAGCAGCAAGGUUUCUUCUCUUCUGCCCCAACUAUUGUGUGGCCUCUUGUGCUGAAAUCGGCUUCUCUGGCUUCAGAGCCUGAAACAAAGAGAAACAGGAUCUGUCUCUACCCAGCACAGCAAAUGGUGGUAGUAAUUGCCAAAGCCCUCAUAAACCCCUCCGGCUUGAGGAGAGUGCAAUCAGGCUCUGCCGCCUGCACUUGCUGAGAACCUCCCCUCUGCCUCCUUUCCUGAACUCAGAGGUAGGGACUAAGCACAGGUGCCAGCAGGCCCUCCUGCUGUGGCUACUCCAGAGUGCUCUGUGUCUCCAUGUGUCCGCAUCCCCCACCCCGCAUCCCCCACCCCCGUCCCCCCAAAUCCAGUGUCUGGCACAGGGCUUGGCGCUCAACUCCAUGCUGUGCAUGUUUCCCACCCUGUGCCUUAGAAGCUGAAGGCUCUUUCAUCAGAACCUUAAAAUGGCUGUUGAUGGUACCCUGGCUGCAGCCCAGCAGGGGCCUGGAGAGGCUGGGGAGGGCAGUGGUCCUUCCAAAUAGAAGUCCUGGGGCCUGGCCAGGCCAGGGUUUGGGCCUAAUGGUUUUUACUAAAUUACUCCCCUCCUGCUCUCUGAGAAAGGGGAGCCAGAGCCGUUCACUGUGGUUCUGUUCCGACCUUGAAGGGGCGGUAUUGGCCUGGCUUCUGGAAUGGACAGAGUCCACCAGGAAAGACUGGGGGCGGAAGGAGAUGGGGAGGGGCCCUGUCUGCGGAAGGUAGGAUUAGAUCAUUAGCUCAGUGACCUCCUAGGGUUUCUAUGUGCUGUGUUCUCAUCCUACAGCUGGUUUGGUAAUGAUCUGCAAGUCCCGGAGAGCAACAGCACAGCUCUGCCUGACGCUCUCAUUAAAAUCCAUGCAGCCAAGCUCUGCGCUUUGUAGCAGUCGGCCUUGCAGAGCCUCCUCAGCUUGGGGGGCUGGGGACCCAGUCAGCUGAGAGGUCCCCUAGGCUCUACUUAGGCAUAUGUGUAUCCCCCACCAAAAAAAAAAUGUUUUUUAAAACAUGCUUCUUUAAACCCAGAGCCCUUUAAAAUAAUAAAGGACCCGGCGCAGGUGGGUGUGUUUGUGGAAUCCUGUAAAUGGGGAACACAAAGUUUAGUGACAUUUAAACUGGGCUGAGGCUGUAAGUGUAUAAAGCAGUGGCCCAUAAGGACUCUUAAGCGCUGAAGCCAAGGAGCCACCUCCCUUCCCAGUCUGCCUAGCCCAGGGGGCCUGCCCCCAUUCCUGUAGCCCAGGGGCCCAGCUUGCAAUUGGUAGUGUCAGAAGUGACUUGUAGCUUUGCCUUGGUUGUGAGAUGAUUUCAUUCCAGGGGAGGGGGUGGGGGGAUCCCUUGGAGGCUCAGAGCAGCUGGCCCAAGCUCCGGCUCGCCUCCAGUGGAAGCUGCAGCGCCCUCAGAAACGACCCUGGCCAAUGUCACUGCAGAGCUGAGGCGGCCUUGUCAGGGCUAAUGUGAAAUCUCUUCCCGUGGCGCCGAUCCUCUGACUCUAUAGCGCCAGCUUGGACAGAUUGAGGUCUCUGUGGCUUUGGUGACCCUGCUUAAGCAUUCCCACCGUGUCCCUGCUCUGCACGAGGACUGCCUCCUGCUGCAGCCCCUUACUUGACCUCAGGGCCUGGGGAGGGAAGCACUGGGCCAGGACCAAGCGCUCCAACUCAGGAGAUAUGUCAGCCUUUGUGGGGAGGAGGGGGUGAAGCAUUGAGCUUGGCUGGUGCCCAUCCGACCUGGGACCAGGUGUUGCACAGAGAAGUGCUUCUGUGCCUCCUGCCUCGUUCACUUUAGUGGGGCCUCAGCGAAGGCUGAGGACAAUUCUGUUCCUGUAUUAACUUUAUUCAGUUAAUUGACCUGAGGAACUAACCAAUUUUUAUUUUCUGCCUAGAAUGAUUUACACAUAGGAGAGAAAGCUAUCAUGUUACCAAAGUGCCUUGUUUUCUCUGAUAUAAAUAUAUUUAUAAGGACAUAUUCCAGUAGGUUCUUGGUGUUUCCCAUAUCAAGAUUUCCACAUAGUGGGAAUACCAGGCCCUUUUCUCCCAGAGGUUGGAAGGGGAAAUCUGAGCAGUGGAAUGAAGCCACCCCACAUGGUGCCCCCUCUGCCCUUGUCCUACAGGUAAAAGAAGAUACACACACACACAAAAAUUUUUUUGAGAUGGUGUUUCAGGUAGAUGACAUGGGCCUUGACCUUACUAUGUAGCUGAAGAUGGCCUUGAACUCCUGACCCUCUGCCUCAGCCAUGCCUGACUAGGACAUCCGAUUUUUUUUUGUUUUAAGUCUGGUUUCAUUUGCUUCACUGCCAGGCUCACAGUGUGUACCAUCGUAUUUGUACUCCUACAACCCGAAGAUUCCAUGUAACUUAUGUAUGCGCAUGAAUACUUUAAAUGCCAACAUUUUCAAUAAUUUGAUAAAGUCUUUGUAGUCAGUCA
Rattus norvegicus (Norway rat) is the source of this 7360-nucleotide messenger RNA. It is a transcript of the gene Wasf2, whose product is annotated as WASP family member 2. NCBI's taxonomy places the organism in Eukaryota, Metazoa, Chordata, Mammalia, Rodentia, Muridae. Gene Ontology annotation, biological process: actin cytoskeleton organization. Gene Ontology annotation, molecular function: actin binding. The record is from RefSeq and is a predicted model, not a curated record. Gene Ontology annotation, cellular component: cytoskeleton.